Sturnus vulgaris (Common starling) is the source of this 2269-nucleotide messenger RNA. RefSeq names its product protein arginine methyltransferase 8 (gene PRMT8). Gene Ontology annotation, cellular component: plasma membrane. The record is from RefSeq and is a predicted model, not a curated record. NCBI's taxonomy places the organism in Eukaryota, Metazoa, Chordata, Aves, Passeriformes, Sturnidae. Gene Ontology annotation, molecular function: histone methyltransferase activity; protein-arginine omega-N monomethyltransferase activity; protein-arginine omega-N asymmetric methyltransferase activity. Gene Ontology annotation, biological process: peptidyl-arginine methylation, to asymmetrical-dimethyl arginine; chromatin remodeling.
CCGGAUCGGGACUAUAUUCCUACAGUUCACGGCUCUCUGACGGAGUGUGGAUCCUCCUGAAAAACUUCAAGUAAAACAGGAGCUGGGAGCACACACACGAGAAGAUAUAUUAAGAAAGCAGUGUUUGGAGAUCUUUGAAAACACAAACCAAAACACCAGCCCCGAAGCCCCAACCCCUUGGCUAGCUCUUAUGGGAAUGAAACACUCCUCCCGCUGCCUGCUCCUAAGGAGGAAAAUGGCGGAGAACGCUGCCGACAGCACCGAGGUUUGCACCAUUCCACCUCAGCCUCCACAGCCGACUGUUGUUCCAAAGCCAGUUCAGUCUGUCAUACAUGUUCCAUUGCAACCAAGCUGCCCAGGACGAGGCAAGAUGGCAAAGCUCAUCAAUCCAGAAGAGAUGACAUCCAGGGAUUAUUACUUUGAUUCCUAUGCUCACUUUGGAAUUCAUGAGGAAAUGUUAAAAGAUGAAGUGCGCACAUUAACCUAUAGAAACUCAAUGUAUCACAAUAAACAUGUUUUUAAAGAUAAGAUUGUCCUCGAUGUUGGAAGUGGCACGGGAAUCCUCUCCAUGUUUGCUGCAAAGGCAGGAGCCAAGAAGGUAUAUGGGAUUGAAUGCUCAAGUAUAUCUGACUACUCAGAAAAAAUUAUCAAGGCCAACCACUUGGACAACAUAAUCACAAUAUUUAAAGGUAAAGUGGAAGAAGUUGAAUUACCUGUGGAUCAAGUAGACAUCAUCAUCAGCGAGUGGAUGGGUUACUGUCUGUUCUAUGAGUCAAUGUUAAACACAGUCAUCUUCGCACGAGACAAGUGGCUGAAACCUGGAGGGCUAAUGUUUCCAGACCGAGCUGCUUUGUACGUGGUAGCAAUUGAAGACAGACAGUACAAGGACUUCAAAAUUCACUGGUGGGAGAAUGUGUACGGCUUUGACAUGACCUGUAUUAGGGAUGUUGCCAUGAAGGAGCCCUUGGUGGACAUAGUAGAUCCAAAGCAAGUGGUGACCAAUGCCUGCUUAAUAAAGGAAGUAGAUAUAUAUACAGUGAAGACUGAAGAACUGGAAUUUACUUCUGCAUUCUGCCUCCAAAUUCAGCGCAAUGAUUACAUUCAUGCUUUGGUCACCUAUUUUAAUAUUGAAUUUACGAAGUGCCACAAGAAGAUGGGAUUUUCUACAGCACCUGAUGCUCCUUAUACUCACUGGAAGCAAACUGUCUUCUACUUGGAGGACUAUUUAACUGUGAGAAGAGGAGAAGAAAUUUAUGGGACUAUAUCCAUGAAACCAAAUGCAAAAAAUGUGCGUGACCUGGAUUUCACCGUAGACUUGGAUUUUAAAGGACAGCUAUGUGAAAUGUCAGUAUCUAAUGACUACAAAAUGCGUUAGCAAGAAACCUUUCACAGAGAUGAAAAGGAGAAUUUUAUCACGUCUUGAACUGCUGAGCUUCAAGCUAGGAACAACUGUUCACAAGAUUAUUAUAUUAAAUACUAGAAUGUUUACUCUGAUGGAGGGUGGUAACCUGAUCUUUCUUGCAGAUAGUACAGGGGGCUGGGAUCCCACUGUGAAUGUACAGUAUACAGAACUGUAGCUUUUGUUAAACAUAGGAAAAAAAAUAAGCAACAGUCUUGAGUGUUCUGGUUCAUAUUAGGAUGGCAGAAGAUGCAUAUACAAAUUGUAUUACUUACUGUGAAUUUCUGGUUCUUCCAAGCUUUGCAUGUUAAAAGAUGAUUAGGGCAGUUUUCUCACUAUGAAAGACUACUACAGCACAUUACUGUGAUAGUAUUACUGGACUUAUAUUCAAUAUAAAUGAAUAUAUAUAUUGUACAUGAGGAAAAAGUCAUUUCAUAAUAGGACUUUGUUUUGUGAUUAUUUAAUUCUCAUUAUGCAGUUAUGGAAAGAUAAUGAUGUUACCUCUGGCACUACUCUAGGCAGUGAUAUAUUCCAUUAACUGUCCAAUGUUACAGCUUUGGUAAAUAUUCCAUGCAAAGUGUAGAUAAGAGCUGGGCAUUUACAGGAAGUUCAACAACUAUAUUUUUGAAUGUCCUCUGAAAAUGUGGACCAUUAGUUUUGAAAUUCACCUUCACAACUGGAUGUCUGUCAGAGCUUUAAACAACAUUAGCUUUUUAUCCUUGAAAAUAUUCUGUGGUGAGUUUUUAUAGCUGGAUUUUGCAUGAGACUUUCAGAAAUCAGACACCUAGUAUUUAAAUGUGAUGAAUGCAAAGUCUCUGAAAUGGUGGAUAAUUCAUGCUUCUUGGCCAUGCCAUAUUUCAGUUCUUUGCA